UUUUCUUUUUAAAUGCUUGUUUAUUCUUUCAUUUUAGUUGAUCUAAGAAACGCCCGACUGUUAAUCCAUCUUUUAAAGCUACUCUUUUUUAGUUGAUUUUUACAUGUGUUUAACACAGCUUUCAUCAUUCACAAUGGCUUCUGCAUCCGUUCAACGGCCUUGGUGGACGUAUGAUGUCUUUGUAAGUUUUAGAGGUGAAGAUAUCCGUAGAAGCUUUAUGGAUCAUCUUUUCAAAGAUUUAGAACAAAAAAGAAUUCAUGUGUUUAGAGAUGAUACGGAUCUCACCCUAGGCGAAAAUAUAUCUCCUAAUCUCGACAAAGUCAUUCAAGAAUCGAGGUUUCUGGUAGUCGUCUUCUCUAAAAAUUAUGCAUCUUCGUCAUGGUGUUUGAGGGAACUUGUAAAAAUCCUCGACUGCAAGGAGGCGAGAGAGCACAAGCAUGAGGUUCGAGUGAUCUUCUAUGACGUGAAGCCUGAUGUGGUGAGGAAACAGACUGGGAGCUAUGCACAAGCGUUUGAAAAACAUGAGAUUUCAAAUAGAGCAGAGGUUGGUAAAUGGAAAGAAGCUUUAUCCAUGGCUGCCAACUUAUCUGGAUGGGAUCUCGAGGACAUGGCAAAUGGGUUUGAGUCCAAAUUCAUUGAUAGCAUCUCCAAAGAAAUCCUAAAAGCAUUAUCUCAUGAACCUUUGCAUGUCGGCCAGAACCUGGUAGGGUUGGAUGCACGCAUAAAGAAAAUGAACUUGUUACGAUUUGUCGGRUCAGAUAAGGUACASAUGAUAGGGAUAUGUGGUAUUAGUGGAAUAGGAAAGACAACCCUAGCCAAAGCUAUUUAUAACUCGAUGUGUAUCCACUUUGAGGAAAGUAGCUUUUGUGAAAAUGUCCAAGGAGUCGCUAAGCAACAAGGUCUAACUCAAGUCCAAAUGCAACUUAUUGGUAAAAUCAUGAAAGCAAGAGUCAUAGAGAUAACAAGUGUUAGUGAAGGAAUUACGGUAAUAAAGCAAAGGAUGCCAACGAAGCCAAUCCUACUUGUUCUAGAUGAUGUGGAUCAUUGCGAUCAGUUAGAAGCACUAGCGGGUUCACCUGUUUGGUUUUUUCCAGGAAGUUUUAUUAUUUUCACCGGUAAAGACAAGCAAUUGCUAAGGUCUCAUAAAGUGGAUGAAAUCUAUGACAUGGAGUUUCUCGAUGAUUUUGAAUCUCUUGAGCUCUUUAGUUUGUAUGCCUUUCAUGAAAAACAUCCUACUGAAGACUUUCAAGAACUUGCUCUGCAAGUUGUGAAGUAUGUGAAAGGCCACCCCCUUGCUCUCAAGGUCUUGGGAUCUUUUCUUUACGGAAAAACUGUGAAGGAGUGGAAAAGCGAAUUGGAUGAGCUCCAAGUAUAUCCUAAUGAAGAGAUACAACGGGUGCUUCGAUUAAGUUUUGAUGCGUUAAGCCCUCAACAAAAAAACAUCUUCCUUGAUAUUGCAUCUUCAUUCAUUGGUGAAAAUAAAGAUAAUGCAACAACUAUACUAGAUGGUUGUAAUUAUCAUACAGAUACAAAUAUCAAAGUUCUAGUUGACAAGUCAUUACUUGUCGUUUCUAAUGAUUUGCUUGAAAUGCAUGACUUGAUCCAAAAGAUGGCAAGGGAAAUUGUACGCGAAGAGUCAAACAUCCCUGGGAAGCGAAGCAGGUUGUGGAUUUCAUCGGAGGUUUAUGAUGUAUUGAAUAAAAACGAGGGAACAGAAGCGGUUGAAGUCCUUCACCUUCUGGUAAGGGAAUAUUAUCCGAAGGUUCACAUUGAUGGUAAGGGUUUUGCACAAAUGAAGAAUUUGCGGAUCCUAAAAAUAUAUGAUGAAGAACUUAGACACCGUUGGCAUGCAUUUGAUUUGAAGUUGUGGAAGGAAUCUAAGGUGAAUUACGAUGGGAAGUUGAAAUUUUUAUCAAAUAAGUUAAGGUUACUUUAUUGGCAUGGAUUCCCUUUCAAGUGCUUCCCUUCAGAUUUCUAUCCAGAAAACAUCAUUGCCAUCGACUUGUCUUACAGCCACAUAAAAAAUCUUUGGACAUCGCCUAAGUGUUUUGAAAGGUUGAAAGUGAUGAAGCUAAGGCAUUGUCGUAACCUAACAAGUACCCCCAAUUUCACAAGGAUCACAAAUCUCGAAGAGCUCAUUCUUGAAGGUUGUGUGAAUUUGGUUAAAGUCCACCCAUCCCUUGGGAUGCUCAAGAAGCUUGUUGUUCUAAAUAUGAAAAACUGCAAAUGUUUUAGGAGAUUCCCUUGCAAAGUCGAAAUGGAUUCUCUUGAAGUUGUGAAUCUCUCRGGUUGCUCAAAACUGGACAAACUUCCUGAAUUCUUUGACACAAUCCAGACUUUGAAAGAGUUUUGUAUCGAUGGUACCGCCAUAACGRAACUUCCUUCUUUUGUAUUCUCUCAAAACAACCUUCAAGUAUUGGGAUUAGGUCGACAUGAGAAGAGGAUUCGGUCUAGAUGGUGGGGUUCAAUUUCUCAAACUUCAUGGUUUCCAAGUAAGAUGCAACAUCCCCAAAGUCUGGUAAUGCCUUCAUUGGCGAAUUUACGUUACUUACGAGAAUUAAAUCUUAACGACUGCAAUAUAUUGGAAGUGUCUGAUAGCAUUGGAGGCUUAUCAUUUCUAGAAUGUCUAUACUUGAAUGGGAACCACUUUACUAGCUUACCUGGAUGUUUAACUCAACUUUCUCAUCUUCGAAAUCUUUUUGUUUUGGGUUGCAAGAAGCUGGAAAUGCUUCCAGAACUUCCACCUAACCUUCGGAUUCUUGACGCGUCUUUUUGCACCUCCUUGCAUCAACAUCCACCUAACAAUUUUUAUAUUCAAUCAUCCACAAGCAUGCGUUUUAUAGGUUGUCCAAACUUGUUUAGGAAUGUUAGUAUUGAAAGCCAGUUUUGUAUGUGUCAGCCUCCACUUGAUCUUAACUCAUCUAUAACCUCCCAUAGUUGUAGAAACCUGAUUUCUUCUUUGCUUCAAUUUCUGGAGUUCCUCAUUAACAUACGUGAAAUCUUCGGUGGACAAGACAAUUACUGUUUGGAUAUAAAAUAUCAUGGAAAUAGAAUUCCACAAUGGUUUACAUAUACAAGUAUGGGAAAUCACUUACAUGUUGAUUUGCCUCCAAAUUUCUGCUACAACAAAUUGAGGGGAUAUGGAUUUUGUGUUGUUUUGACAUCGAAAAAGUCUUGUCGUCAUAAAUAUUUCCACAAUCCACCAAGGUACCAUGUGGACAACUUUGAUGGGAAUUGUUUGGUUUGGCAAUCAUUUAAUUGUCACUUUGGAAUCCGUGAGUCAGAUGUCAUAUGGUUUUCUUUUGAGAGUUGGAUUCAUAGUAAGCAUCGGCAUCGGAGUUGGCAGAAGGCAAAGAAUUUUGUUACUGUUUCGAUUGGACACGAUGAUGAUUUUGAGGUAAAAGAAUGUGGUUUUAGACUUGUUUUUGACGAGGAUAUAGAAGAAGAGACGAAUUUCAGUCUCAUUCAGGAGUUCCAGACUCCAACACAAGAAGGAGGUGCCAUCAAAAUGAGGAGGAAUAAUCAACAUUUCAAUUGGUUGUGGUAGGUAGUCUGAUUAACAAAGAUGUAUUGUGGUGAUGCAUAUGUAAAAGCUUGGAUGUCAUUGAUUGUAAUAUAAUUUUGUCAUUUUCCCUCACAA
Messenger RNA from Cynara cardunculus var. scolymus (artichoke), 3640 nucleotides. RefSeq names its product TMV resistance protein N-like. Gene Ontology annotation, molecular function: ADP binding. The coding region runs from base 104 to 3547 and encodes 1147 amino acids. The record is from RefSeq and is a predicted model, not a curated record. The transcript has 4 exons. Lineage: Eukaryota; Viridiplantae; Streptophyta; Magnoliopsida; Asterales; Asteraceae. Gene Ontology annotation, biological process: signal transduction; defense response.